Molecule: messenger RNA, 3513 nt
Organism: Penicillium robsamsonii
Lineage: Eukaryota; Fungi; Ascomycota; Eurotiomycetes; Eurotiales; Aspergillaceae
Product: putative inositol polyphosphate phosphatase
Exons: 6
Coding region: 1-3513 (1170 amino acids)
Biological process (GO): phosphatidylinositol dephosphorylation
Molecular function (GO): protein binding; phosphatidylinositol-4,5-bisphosphate 5-phosphatase activity
Source: RefSeq, a predicted model, not a curated record
AUGGCCAUGGCGGGCACAGGGAAACAGCCGGACAACAAUGACGACGCUCCUCCCACUCCACAGAGACCGGUGUCUUCUUUGCUGUCCCACUUUGAGAAUCUCUCUCACCGCAGAUCUCCAUCUGCUGUAGCUUCCAGCCCGCGUACUUCCACAAACAAUUUACUAGCAACUCCGGAGCCUAGCGAUGACCCCCGGUCCUCCACCCGUGCUUCGCUCGAUUUGCCCCGGCCACAUUCCCCAUGGACCCCGGCUGAGGAGAGACUUAACCCGCUUCAGCAGUUGAAUGGAGAGAACUCCCGGGAUCGGGGUUUCUCUGGCAGACGAUAUGGCCGGCCCAUCUCUAUGAACUUCCACCGCUCAUCGCCACAGCUACCGCCAACCUUGACAGUACAGUCGCCUCAAUCUCCGCCACGCGGACAAGAUCGGGAUGAAGUUUGGACCCCGCAAGGUGACAGCCGCAAGACUCGGAGUCCAGGCCAUCGACCGAGAGAAUGGAUGUCCGUCUCGCCGGCACCACCUCGUCCGCUCUCCCCGAUACCGAAAUUCGGACCGUCUGUUAAUGCAGGGGAUACAAUCCCUCGACUGUCGCCUGGAUCGCUUCGUGUCAACCUCACUGGGAGCCCGACAGAUCGGAAACUAAAAAGCGCCUCGUUGCCGCCCCCAGCUAACCGCGCAUCAAAGCCCAAAAUUCCUGCGAAACCGGCGAUGUUUUCUCAAUCGGACACUGGCUCGUUGACUCCUCGAACGGAACGGACAUCGCCUGAUCGAACUCGGCCAACAACGGAGCCACCAACUCGUCGUUCAUUUGAUGAGCGAUCACCUAUUCCGUCUACGAUCGCCAGGCAUGAUGCUAGAGAGAUGGGAUUCUCAAGGACCCGUCCUGGUCCAGAGCCCUCACGGGCCACCAAGCCCUUGAUGGUGCAGAUUCCAUCUGCUCCCGUAGACGCUCCAAUGUCUGCUGCCGCUGCCCCCCCUCUUUCGGCGCAGAGAUUCCGAGCCAGUGAUAUUCCCUACGACCGACCAGGGCUUCCUCCUCGACCUUCUGGGGUUCCCCGCCGAACUGGAGUCUCCCCUGCACGAGAGUCUCCCAGACAUGCGAGCAGCUCUGUGCAGCCGACACCAAUUGCCAGAUCUGCACCUUCUUUCCCCCGUGCUAGCGAAUCCUCAGCUCCGAAACCAAUCCAGCGACAACCUUCUCUACCCCAAGAAACUCACCUCUCUUCUUCUCUUCCAGAGCGGCGCGUAGUGCGAACAGACACGGAAGAAGAUGAGCAAGUCGAAGAGCCAGCUAUCUCACGGACUGACUAUCCCGAUGCUUCAAAAGCUAACCGUCGACCCCCAUGCUUUAAAUCUGGACCGAAUGAUAUCCUGACCAAGUACGAUACCCGUUUGCUGGCUGUGUGCGGCAAAUAUGUGUGUACGACCGGAUAUCUGACUCGGGUGUGGGAUCUUACAACUGGUGACCAAGUGAUGAGUCUCAGCCAUGGCGAGACCGUGAAAAGUUUAUCUAUUGCUUUCAAGCCAGGGAAAGGUCUUGAAGAUGAGGGCCAGCGUAUCUGGCUUGGUACUAGCGCUGGUGAUCUUCACGAAGUUGAUAUUCCAAGCCAAUCCAUCGUGGCUACCCGCGCAUACCCCUCCCGCCGAGAAGUCAUCCAAAUCUUGCGACACAAGAAAGAAAUGUGGACGUUUGAUGACGAAGGCCGACUGCUUGUUUGGUUGCCAGAUGAGACCGGCACACCCAACUUACAAUACAGCUACCACAGCCCUUCUGAGCGCGUAGCCCGGGGCCACACAUUCUCCAUGGUAGUUGAUGACAAGCUUUGGCUGGCAGCAGGAAAAGACGUCCAUGUAUAUCGCCCCAAUGCAAAAGAUGAUGUCCCAUUCAAGGUUUUCAAACGACCUCUCGGUCUUCAGCACUCAGGCGAUGUCACUUCCGGGACUUAUACCACGCGAGAGGGAGGUCGGGUUUAUUUGGGACACGCAGAUGGCAAGGUUACUGUGUACUCCUCGACCGAUUUCUCUUGCUUGGCAGUGGUGAACGUCAGUGUGUACAAAAUUAACUGCCUUGCAUUUGUCGGAGACUAUCUUUGGGCUGCGUAUAAAACCGGCAUGAUCUACGUCUACGAUGUGUCCACCAACCCAUGGACCGUGAAGAAAGACUGGCGUGCCCACGACAGUCCCGUAUCUAGCUUUGUGUUAGACAUGAGCAGCAUAUGGACUAUGAACCGCCUGCAGGUGACCUCGCUAGGCACUGAUAAUUGCAUUCGCCUCUGGGACGGAAUGCUCGAGGACGAUUGGUUGGAUGCACGGAUGCAGAUCAGAGACGUGGAGUACUGCAAAUUCCGAGAAAUCAAGGCUGUCGUCGUGACUUGGAAUGCGGGAGCUUCUACCCCUGGUAGUGUGCGAAAUUCGGAUUUCAUCCGAAAUGUAGUCACCCCCGAAGACCCGCCUGAGAUCGUGAUAUUCGGGUUCCAGGAGUUGGUUGAUCUUGAGAAUAAGAAGAUCACAGCUAAGAGUUUGCUGCUUGGUAGUAAAAAGAAAGACAACGGCGAGAAGGAACACAUGAGCCGUCAGUAUCGAGUGUGGAUCGACCAUCUUACUCGUGCUCUUCACGAAUGUAUGCCUCUCGAUGAAUCCUACGUUCUUUUGCAUACUGCAAACAUGGUGGGAUUGUUUACUUGCGUUUUCGUCCGACACAAGGAACGCCAUAAUAUCAAAAACAUCAGUGCUUCGGAGAUUAAGCGUGGAAUGGGCGGUUUACAUGGAAACAAGGGUGCCCUUGUACUCCGCUUCGUCUUGGACGACAGUUCGAUGUGCUUUGUGAACUGCCAUUUGGCAGCCGGCCAAACCCAGACCGCACACCGAAACAACGAUAUUGCUGCGAUCUUAGAAGCCGAGUCUUUGCCAGCGGAAAAUAGCAUGACCUUGCGGUCAGAUCAGUUCGCCAGUGGUGGUGAUGGCUCAAUGAUCAUGGACCACGAAGUGUGCAUUCUGAAUGGAGAUCUGAACUAUCGAAUCGACGCAAUCCCUCGCAAUGUGAUCAUCGACGCUGUUCGCCAGAAUAACCUACCGAAACUCCUCGAUCGAGACCAGCUACUUGCUUCCCGGCGAAAGAACCCUGGUUUCCGCCUGCGCUCCUUCACUGAAUCACCCAUCACCUUCGCCCCCACCUACAAGUAUGAUGUCGGCACGGACGAGUACGACUCCAGUGACAAGAAACGGUCUCCCGCCUGGUGCGACCGCAUCCUUUACCGUGGUCUGGGCCGCGUCAAGCAGCUCGAUUAUCGACGACACGAGGUCCGCGCCUCUGACCACCGGCCGGUCAGUGCGGCGUUCAAGAUUCGCGCUAAGACAGUCCUAAGUCCAGAACGGAACGCGACGUGGGAGUCAUGCAAUAAGGAGUUCCAGGAGGAGAAGCGCCGCUUGGCUUCUGAAACUAGCAUCGAGUAUCUCAUUACUGUCCUCGGCACAGAUCCCCGCCAGGCCCGUACCUUGAUCUUGGGAAAACAAUAA